Molecule: messenger RNA, 1116 nt
Organism: Pectinophora gossypiella (pink bollworm)
Lineage: Eukaryota; Metazoa; Arthropoda; Insecta; Lepidoptera; Gelechiidae
Exons: 1
Coding region: 322-1116 (264 amino acids)
Source: RefSeq, a predicted model, not a curated record
CUGACAUGGCUCAUGGCAACGACUACUAACUUACGUCAGUAAGUAGUAACCGGGACCAACGCGUUAACGUGCCUUCCGAAUCACGGAUCAUCUUUCUUUUGGACAAUCAGGUGAUCAGCCUGUAAUGUCCUAUAAGGAAACUAGAGAUCACAAAGUGAUUUUCGUGAUGUAUCCCCACCGGGUUUUGAACCCGGGCUCUCCGGAUCGUGAGCCCAAUGCUCUAACCACAGGACCACGGAGGCCGUUAUGUUGUUUUAUGUUACGUAUGGACUAGUUAGAUAUCUUCUGAUUUCAUAAAACUGUUUCAGAUAAUCAGCCAAGAUGUGUCGCACAAUCCACGCUGUGAUUUCCACCGUAAUAUGCGGCAUUCAAAUGCUGGUGAGGGUCUUCAUGACCACGAUCCUCAUGUUGGAGAAUGUCAUCCGAAUGCUGCUGCAGACACUUUACAACUUCAUAUCAUUUUUCCUACAAAUGAUAUCGCUAAUACCUAUAUGUGUCGUAUUUUUACUCACGGCAAGAUUAAAAUGCUUCAUGUGCGGCGGCGGCGGGCCCUGCCCCGUCAACAGAGGCGGCGCGUGCGACUGUCUCAUGUCACUAUUCGCUAUCAUCAUCCUCUUUCUAAUAUUCCGAGCCACUGGCGUACUCGACAAGAUAUUCUACACAAUCGGAUAUGCCAAAGCUACAUCCCAUAUCGCUCGAUUCGUUCCAACCCUGGGCGAAAUCACUGAAUGUUCUAGAAACGACACGGAUACGGAAUACAUAUUUUAUCCAGUUGAGACUACUACAGAAGAAUAUGAGGAUACCACCACAGUGAGAAUACUGAGAGCAGGAGGUGCCGAAGAUUAUAGCGAUUCAACUAUAUUUACAGAAACAGUCACCAUAACUGUUGACGCACGAUCUCCACAACCAAUGGGUACUAGCACUAUAAUAACAUACAUGGAUAUUGUCGAAGACAUGGCUACAGUAUACGAUAAUAAUACAGCCGAAGUUAUUAUGCUAAGUGAUACCGACAAUUUUAUUACUCCGUUUACAGACGCAUUCUCAACAAUAGUUGAAGAACAUUACACCCAAACAGGCAAAGAAAACUGGACAACGAUACUCUAUUACUUAGUGUAA